This is a messenger RNA of Ailuropoda melanoleuca (giant panda), 2241 nucleotides long. RefSeq names its product BCL2 interacting protein like (gene BNIPL). The record is from RefSeq and is a predicted model, not a curated record. Gene Ontology annotation, cellular component: cytoplasm. NCBI's taxonomy places the organism in Eukaryota, Metazoa, Chordata, Mammalia, Carnivora, Ursidae. The transcript has 10 exons. Gene Ontology annotation, biological process: apoptotic process. Bases 992 to 2140 code for a protein of 382 amino acids.
UGUGCAGGGGUAUGGCUCAUACUGUAAUGACCCAGCAGAGAACUCCCCCCGCCAACUUGUUCUGCAUGUGUAGUGUCCCCCUUUCCCCUUUCUCCUUCCCCACGACCCAACUUCAUGUAAGUCGCCAGCAGUUCCCCUGAACGGCGGGGUGUGUGAGAGUUUGGGCAUGAUGUCUUCAGUAGGAGGGGCAUGGUGUAACUUCACUUUGAGGGGAUGAUGUCUGUAGCCAUUGGAAGGUAAAAAUAGUGGUGUGAUUACUGAACCAAAGGAAUUUAUGUUUUGUAACUUGGGUACUUUAUUUUGCAUUUUGUUAAGGUAUUAAAUACAUUUUUUUUUUCCUGUUUGGGGUCUUACUGUCUCUUUUUACACUAUGACUGGGCCUUUCUGUCUGAUAGUGGUUUCAGCCUCCUCAAGAUUUAUCUCCCUUCUUCUUGCAGUAUGGAAUGUCUCCCUUCAUUAAGUUUUUUUUGGGCAUGGAGAGCAACCGUCUUCCAUCUCUCCUUAUCCUCAGCCUUUCAUCUGUUUCUUCUUUCAGAACCCUCUUCAUAACGGCGUUCCCAAUCUUGCUUAUAUGCUCGAAAAGCAUAGUCUCAAAACCAAAAUGUUUUUUUACCAUUGCCUUUUUUUUUUCUUUUUUCUUUUUUUUUAAAGAGCAGCUUCCAGAGGUUAUAAGGAGUCUGGAAAGGAAAACAAAUUGCCUUCCUUGACUCCCCCAAGACUAGCCACUUUAGAAAAUGUCCUCUCUUCCCUAAAACCCGCCCCCACAUAGUCAGGGUUUUUCUUUUGGGCAAACCUGCUGCUUGGGAAGGGAAAGGAAGGGAGGUGGCAAAACCUGUUUGAAGGUAAGGUUACCUCCCUUCCACACCUCGCUCCUUGGAGGCAAGAACAACAACAGUGAGACAGAGAAAAAGGACACAGAAGUGCUGGGGAGCUGGGAAACUAGCUCCCCGGCAGCCACAAGUGUUUAAGGGAGACCGGAAGACGUGUGAAGAUGGGAACCACACAGGAGGCAGGAGAAAAGACAUUAGACCUUGGUGUCUUCUACCUACAACCCAGUUCCCUUAAGACACUGCCUAGUUUGUCUCAUGACCCUCCCCCUUACCCCCGGGGACUCAGGGCCAGGGAGAAUGCUGAAGCCGCGGGCCCAGACUUGGGGAGACUUGGGGAACUGGAGCUGAAGGAGGAGUGGCAGGAUGAAGAAUUCCCCAGAUUUCUUCCUGAAGAAGCGGGCCCUUCUGAGGAUCCUGGCGACCCCGGGAGAGACUCACAGGCAGGUACUCCCAGCACUUUAGCCCUGUGUGGCCCACGCCCCAUGCGUAAGCGUCUAUCUGCCCCCGAGUUGCGACUGAAUCUGACUAAGGGGACUGGAGGCGAUGGAACUUCUCCCACUCACUCCACACCUUCCUCUCCUGAGGGCAGUUCUGACCUGGAGAUAGAUGAACUGGAGACACCUUCAGACUCGGAGCAGCUGGACAGUGGACAUGAAUUUGAAUGGGAAGAUGACCUGCCCCGGGCAGAAGGUCUGGGGGCCAGUGAGGCAGCGGAAAGGCUGGGCCGGGGUUGUGUGUGGGACGUAGCUGGAGAAGAUGGUCAUCACUGGAGGGUGUUCCGGACAGGACAGUGGGAGCAGCGAGUGGACAUGACUGUCAUUGAGCUCUACAAGAAAGUCCUCUCUCAUGGAGGUUACCAUGGUGAUGGCCUCAACGCUGUUAUCGUCUUUGCUUCCUGUUACUUACCCAGCAGCAGCAUCCCCAACUAUCCCUACGUCAUGGAGCACUUGUUCAGGUAUAUGGUGGGAACUCUGGAACUGCUGGUCGCUGAAAAUUACCUGCUUGUUCAUUUGAGUGGAGGCACGAGUAGGGCCCAGGUCCCUCCUCUGGGCUGGAUGCGCCAGUGUUACCAUGCUCUGGACCGGCGGCUCCGGAAGAACCUACGCGCCCUGGUGGUUGUCCACGCCACCUGGUAUGUGAAGGCAUUCCUGGCACUGCUUCGGCCCUUCAUCAGUUCCAAGUUCACACGAAAGAUCCGUUUUCUGAACAGCCUGGGAGAACUGGCCCAACUCAUCUCCUUGGAUCGGGUUCACAUCCCUGAAGCUGUCAGACAGCUGGACCGGGAUCUCCAUGGCUCAGGAGGGACCUAGAGGAAGGCAGGAAUCAAGGGCCUUAGAACCAAGCAAAGAUUGAUCUGCCUAUGCCCUAACCCUGAAACAUCUGGGCUGUUCCCUAAACUAUAUCAUCCUCA